Messenger RNA from Alexandromys fortis (reed vole), 7934 nucleotides. It is a transcript of the gene Pik3c2a, whose product is annotated as phosphatidylinositol-4-phosphate 3-kinase catalytic subunit type 2 alpha. The transcript has 33 exons. The record is from RefSeq and is a predicted model, not a curated record. Gene Ontology annotation, biological process: cell migration; phosphatidylinositol 3-kinase/protein kinase B signal transduction; phosphatidylinositol-mediated signaling. Gene Ontology annotation, molecular function: 1-phosphatidylinositol-4-phosphate 3-kinase activity; 1-phosphatidylinositol-3-kinase activity; phosphatidylinositol binding. NCBI's taxonomy places the organism in Eukaryota, Metazoa, Chordata, Mammalia, Rodentia, Cricetidae. Bases 213 to 5234 code for a protein of 1673 amino acids. Gene Ontology annotation, cellular component: phosphatidylinositol 3-kinase complex; plasma membrane; cytoplasm.
AGUGACGUGCGGUGCUCGGCUGGCCGCGGAGUCAGUCGAAGCUCUCCUUGGCGGCCAGCUGAGCCAGCUGAGGCGGGGGCAAAACAUGGCUCGGACCUUGGAAGGCGCGAAGGCUCGGGUUGCGGUGGAGACCGAAGCCCCCGCAGCGUGAGGUCCUGAUAUUUUGGAAGCUACAAGAAAAAAAGAUUAAGAGGUUGGUGUGUUUUGUGGACAUGGCUCAGAUUUCCAACAGCAAUGAAUUUAAACAGUGUUCAUCUUCACAUCCGGAACCAAUAAGAACCAAAGAUGUGGACAAAGCAGAAGCAUUACAGAUGGAAGCAGAGGCCUUAGCAAAACUUCAGAAGGAUAGACAAAUGACUGACAGCCCUAGAAGCUUUGAGCUGUCUAGCAGCACUAGACAAAGAACACAAGGUUUUAACAAACAGGAUUAUGAUCUCAUGGUGUUUCCUGAGUCUGAUUCGCAAAAGAGAGCAGUAGAUAUUGACGUAGAAAAGCUCACCCAAGCUGAACUUGAGAAGAUACUGCUGGAUGACAGUUUUGAGACUAAAAAACCACCUGUGCUGCCAGUUACUCCUGUUCUGAGCCCUUCAUUUUCAGCACAGCUGUAUCUUGGACCUACUGUUCAAAGAGAACAGUGGCCCCCUGGAUUAUCCGGGCCUUCCACAUAUACUUUACCUUCUAUUUAUCCUUCAGCAUACAGUAAACAGACCACAUUCCAGAAUGGCUUCAGUCCAAGGAUGCCCACUUUUCCAUCUACAGAACCUAUAUAUUUACGACUUCCAGGACAGUCUCCAUAUUUUUCAUAUCCUUUGACACCUUCCAUACCAUUUCAGCCACAAGGAAAUUUACCAAUCUAUCGGCCAAUAGUCAGUCCUGACAUGGCAAAACUAUUUGACAAAAUAGCAAGUACAUCAGAAUUUUUAAAAAAUGGGAAAGCAAGGACUGAUUUGGAGAUUGCAAAUGCGAAAACUUCAGUCUGCAGUCUACAAGUGUCUCCAAAGUCUGAAGACAUCAGUAAAUUUGACUGGUUAGACUUGGAUCCUCUAAGUAAACCUAAAGUGGACAGUGUGGAGUUGUUAGAGCGUGACGGAGAGGAGAAGAGUCCAGUUUUGCUAGCAGAGGAUCCUUGGGAUGCUGUUCUUCUUGAAGAGAGAUCUCUAGCAAGUUGUCACCUAGAAAGAAAGGUGAAUGGAAAAUACCUUUCUGGGGCAACUGUAACAAGAAGCCAGUCUUUAAACAUUCGAACGGCUCAACCUACAAAAGCCCAAGGCCAAGUAUCUCAGAAAGACCCAAAUGGGACCAGUAGUUUGCCAACUGGAAGUUCUCUUCUACAAGAAUUUGAAGUGCAGAAUGAGGAGGUGGCAGCUUUUUGUCAAUCCAUUAUGAAAUUGAAGACCAAAUUUCCAUAUACAGAUCACUGCACAAAUCCAGGCUAUUUGUUAAGUCCAGUCACAGUGCAAAGAAGUAUGUGUGGAGAACCUGCCAGCGUGAAGGUCUCCAUUGAAAUUGAAGGAUUUCAACUGCCAGUUACUUUUACAUGUGAUGUGAGUUCUGCUGUAGAAAUACUUAUAAUGCAAGCCCUUUGCUGGGUGCACGAUGACUUGAAUCAAGUGGAUGUUGGCAGCUAUGUUCUGAAAGUUUGUGGUCAAGAGGAGGUUCUACAGAAUAAUCAUUGCCUUGGAAGUCAUGAACAUAUUCAAAAUUGUCGAAAAUGGGACACAGAGAUUAAAUUACAACUCUUGACCUUCAGUGCAAUGUGCCAGAAUCUGGCUCGAACAGCAGAAGAUGAUGAAGCACCUGUGGAUUUAAACAAUUUCUUGAAUCAAAUAGAAAAACCUUAUAAAGAAGUCAUGACAAGACACCCUGUUGAAGAACUCUUAGAUUCCUAUCACAACCAAGUGGAACUGGCUCUUCAAACUGAAGAUAUCUCAAUGGCACAAGACUAUACUUUAAGAGAAGUUUUGGAUUUGGAGCAAAAUGAGAAGAUAUCCCAUAUAUACAUUCCCUGGUACUACCCAGAUCUAGUGACUUCAUUAUCUGGAGGAGAUACUACCAAGAACUUAACUAGGGACUCACUGAAUCCUGAAAAUCCUGUUCAAGUAAGCCUGGAUCACUUAACAGCAGCAAUUUACGAUCUUCUCAGGCUCCAUGCAAAUUCUAGUAAGAGUUCUGCAGACUGUCCUCAAAGUAGCAGGAGCAUCAAGGAAGCGUGGACUGCAACAGAGCAGCUCCAGUUUACUGUCUAUGCUGCACAUGGAAUUUCCAGUAACUGGGUAGCAAAUUAUGAAAAAUACUACUUGAUAUGUUCCCUGUCUCACAAUGGGAAGGAUCUUUUUAAACCUAUUCAAUCAAAGAAGGUUGGCACGUACAAGAAUUUCUUCUAUCUUAUUAAAUGGGAUGAACUAAUCAUUUUUCCUAUUCAAAUAUCACAGUUGCCAUUAGAGUCAAUUCUUCAUCUUACUCUGUUUGGAAUUUUAAAUCAAAGCAGUGGAAGUUCACCUGAUUCUAAUAAACAAAGAAAGGGGCCAGAAACUUUGGGUAAAGUUUCUUUGACUCUUUUUGACUUUAAACGGUUUUUAACAUGUGGAACAAAACUUCUCUACCUUUGGACUUCAUCACAUACACAUUCUGUUCCUGGAGCAAUCCCAAAAAAAGGCUGUGUCAUGGAAAGAAUUGUGCUACAGGUUGAUUUUCCUUCUCCUGCAUGUGACAUUGUUUAUACAUCUCCCCAAGUUGAUAGAAACGUUAUUCAACAGUACAAGUUGGAAACACUGGAGAACGAUGUAAAGGGAAAACUUCUGGAUAUUCUUCACAGGGACUCAUCAUUUGGACUUUCUAAAGAAGAUAAGGUCUUUUUGUGGGAAAAACGUUAUUAUUGCUUCGAACAUCCAAAUUGUCUUCCUAAGAUACUAGCAAGUGCCCCAAACUGGAAAUGGGCUAAUCUUGCCGAAACUUACUCAUUGCUGCACCAGUGGCCGCCAUUGUGCCCACUAGCUGCGUUGGAGCUUCUUGAUGCAAAAUUUGCUGACCAGGAAGUGCGAUCUCUAGCUGUGAGCUGGAUUGAGGCCAUUAGUGAUGAUGAGCUAACAGAUCUUCUCCCACAGUUUGUACAGGCUUUGAAAUAUGAAAUUUACUUGAAUAGUUCACUAGUGCGCUUCCUUCUGUCCAGGGCCUUGGGAAAUAUCCAGAUAGCACACAGUUUGUAUUGGCUUCUCAAGGAUGCUUUGCAUGAUACACAUUUUGGAAGCAGAUAUGAGCAUGUGUUGGGUGCUCUCCUCUCAGUAGGAGGAAAAGGACUCAGAGAAGAACUUUCUAAGCAGAUGAAACUUGUACAACUUUUAGGAGGAGUGGCAGAAAAAGUAAGACAGGCUAGUGGAUCAACCAGACAGGUGGUCCUCCAAAAGAGUAUGGAACGAGUACAGUCCUUUUUUCUGAAAAAUAAUUGUCGCCUUCCUCUCAAACCAAGUCUAGUGGCAAAAGAAUUAAAUAUUAAGUCGUGCUCUUUCUUCAGUUCUAAUGCUAUGCCCCUGAAAGUCACAAUGGUGAAUGCUGAUCCUCUGGGGGAAGAAAUUAAUGUCAUGUUUAAGGUUGGUGAAGACCUUCGACAAGAUAUGUUAGCUUUACAGAUGAUAAAGAUUAUGGAUAAGAUCUGGCUUAAAGAGGGACUGGAUCUGAGGAUGGUGAUAUUCAAAUGCCUGUCAACUGGCCGAGAUCGAGGCAUGGUGGAGCUAGUUCCUGCUUCAGAUACCCUCAGGAAAAUCCAAGUGGAAUAUGGUGUGACGGGAUCCUUUAAAGAUAAACCCCUUGCCGAAUGGCUGAGGAAGUAUAAUCCUUCUGAAGAAGAGUACGAGAAGGCUUCCGAGAACUUCAUCUACUCUUGUGCUGGGUGCUGUGUAGCUACCUAUGUCUUAGGCAUUUGCGAUCGGCACAAUGACAAUAUAAUGCUUCGAAGCACAGGACACAUGUUCCACAUUGACUUUGGAAAGUUUUUGGGCCAUGCACAAAUGUUCGGUAGCUUCAAAAGGGAUCGAGCUCCUUUUGUGCUUACCUCUGACAUGGCAUACGUCAUUAAUGGGGGUGAAAGGCCCACCAUUCGUUUCCAGUUGUUUGUGGACCUCUGCUGUCAAGCCUACAACUUGAUAAGAAAGCAAACAAACCUCUUUCUUAACCUUCUCUCACUGAUGAUUCCUUCAGGUUUGCCAGAACUUACAAGUAUUCAGGACUUGAAAUAUGUUAGAGAUGCACUUCAGCCCCAGACUACAGAUGCUGAGGCUACCAUUUUCUUCACUAGGCUGAUUGAGUCAAGUCUGGGAAGCAUUGCCACAAAGUUUAACUUCUUCAUUCAUAACCUUGCUCAGCUCCGUUUUUCUGGUCUUCCUUCUAAUGAUGAACCCAUCCUUUCAUUUUCACCGAAAACAUACUCCUUUAGACAAGACGGUCGAAUCAAGGAAGCCUCUGUUUUCACAUAUCACAAGAAAUACAACCCAGAUAAACACUAUAUUUAUGUAGUCCGAAUUCUGAGAGAAGGACACCUUGAACCAUCAUUUGUAUUCCGGACAUUUGAUGAGUUUCAGGAACUGCACAAUAAACUCAGCAUUAUUUUUCCACUUUGGAAGUUACCUGGCUUCCCUAAUAGGAUGGUUCUGGGAAGAACACACAUAAAAGAUGUAGCAGCCAAAAGGAAAAUUGAAUUAAACAGUUAUUUACAGAAUUUGCUGAAUGCAUCAACAGAUGUAGCAGAGUGCGAUCUUGUUUGUACUUUUUUCCACCCCUUACUUCGUGAUGAGAAAGCUGAAGGAAUAGCUAGGUCUGCAGGUGCAGGGUCCUUCAGCCCCACUCUGGGCCAAAUAGGAGGAGCAGUGAAGUUAUCUGUGUCUUACCGAAAUGGCACCCUCUUCAUCAUGGUGAUGCACAUCAAAGACCUUGUUACUGAAGAUGGGGCUGACCCAAAUCCAUACGUCAAAACAUACCUACUUCCAGAUACCCAAAAAACAUCAAAACGUAAAACCAAAAUUUCACGUAAAACUAGGAACCCAACAUUCAAUGAAAUGCUUGUGUAUAAUGGCUACAGCAAAGAAACCUUGAGACAGAAACAACUUCAACUGAGUGUACUCAGUGCAGAAUCUCUGCGGGAGAAUUUCUUCUUGGGUGGAAUAACCCUGCCGUUGAAAGAUUUCAACUUGAGCAAAGAGACAGUUAAGUGGUACCAGCUGACUGCGGCCACAUACCUAUAAACUGUGGAUUUCUGAGCAUUGGAAGCAAGGAGUUAUAAAUGUAUGCACGUGUGUGUACACACAAACACACACUUGGAAAUUUUGUAUAUUUUUAUACAUGGGCAGAAACUAUAAACUUAAAUAUACUUGCAGUGUUUCAACACAUCUGUUGGACCAACUGUCACAUAACUAACUUAAAGAUUUGGGGAAGCCAUUGCUGUUUCAAAAUCAUUCUGUUAAAUGCUACCAAUCCCAAACUUAAUAUAUAGUAUAUAGUAAGUCCUCAAAAAGACUUUGAGAUAAUACUGUAUCAUUUCGGCCACCUUGUCUGCAUUCUUUCUACACAGACACAGCAAGUUGGUUUUCCUGUUAUGCACCUCACAGCCUUUACCACUGUGUAUGUUCACAGACACCAAAGGAAAGAUGCAGCUGCUACUCAACAGGCUGAAAAGCAAAGCACAAAUAGUAGGCAGAAUGCUAAGAACUACUAAGUAGUUUAUAGAAGUAGAGAAAAAAUACUAUUUUUAUUCAUUGUUAAAGCCUUUUCAGAGUAAGUGCCAAUCACUGGAGUUGUAAAUAAUGGUGCCUUACUUAACGUUCUAUGCUUCGUUGGCACUUCAUUCUGAUUAGAGAGUAAGUAGUUUCCAUUCAUCAUCACCUUAAUGAGGACAGAUAUCAGGUACAUUUACUAAUAAUUUUCCCACAAAAAUACUAUGUUCUCUACUUCUGAUUGUGACUUAGUUAUUUAACUAUUAAGCUAUUUGAUUUAAUGUUUGUUGCCCAGUAACUGAAUGAGAUUCAUUGAUGUUGCUGCAUUCUAAAUUCUAUCAUUCCAUUAUAAUCCUAUGUUUAUAUGUAGGGGUGUGAACUGAAAUUGGAGUUUCACUUCUGUGUAUUUAUACUUUACUCCCUCAUUAAACAAAUGGGAAUUGUUUGGCCUUGUGCCCAUUUUUGUUUGGUAAGAGGCCCAGGAAAAGAACGGUAGGAUCCAGACUGAAGUUUAAUAUAAACAUUUAUGGAAGGUGUUGUGUAAACUGUCCUGUAUUUGUAAACAUUGUACAUUCACAUAAAAGAAUUAUUUUCUGUAAUACAAGGAAAUUCAGAAUUAGAAGAGAGGAGUUUGAAGUUACUAUAGUGUAACCAUUAAGAAUAAGAUUCAUUUUUAUUUCUCCUUUCAGACAUAACUUUGUUUAGUUUUAGUAAACAUGUAAAUAUAACAGACUUCAUGGUGAGAAUAGAAUUUCAAAUAUUUUUAGAAUGGUAAUAGAGAUGUAGCAAGUCUGGUAGUCAUGAGAAAACUGACAAACUACUUAAUGAAGGGUAAUACCAAGAGAGGACAAUCUGAUUCAGUUUGCUGAAUGAAAUUUUUGUAAAGUAUACAAAGUGAUUAGCAGAAAUGAUGCUUACAGAGCUAAAUAAGAGUCAAGGGUGUUAUUGUUGGAAUAGAUUUUUAAAGAAAUCAAAACUUGAAAUUUUUGGUGCCUAACACUAUGGUCCACUUUUAGGGAAAGCUGAGUAUAGUAUAUGAAUUUUUUUAUAUUAAAAUGUGUUGUCUAGUUGAUAAAAUGAAGAUCAAAGCACCGUUGUCUACUUUUUCCACAAUUAAUAUUUCCUUAAAUUGUUUUGUAAAUGUACGUAGCACUAGAAUUGUUUUUUUCUUUUGAGGGAGACCUAAUACCAUUCCAUGAGUCACCUAUCUACUUCUUUAAAAAGAUGUUCUUUUUGAAAGAUUGCCUUUGAUAGAACUCAGUGUGGACUUUUGUGAUCUGUUACAGCACAUCUUAGCACAAUAAGAGAACUUGGAAAGGUAGUGUCACUUUCCAAUGACAAGAAAUCUGAUUCAUAUCUAAAAGUAUAUAUUAUGAUUAAUACUGUAUAGUUGAGAAUUCAGAAGAAAAGAUAAUAUUUUCUCUUAAUUUAACUCAAUCUGUGCCUCCUUUGGUUGUUAAAACACAUAUUCUAAUAUAAGUUAUUUGUAAAAUGCUAACUUCAGCCCAUACCAAAAAUAGCAAUAGGGAGGAGAGACUAGCCUCUUUGCACUACUGCAGUCAAUUAUAAACCAACUCGCUUUCUACAAACUUUUUAACACCUUAAAAUACAUCUGAAAACAAAAUCCUAAACUGGCCAAGACACUAACUUUUUUGUAUAAUCAUUUAUAACUACCUUUGUCAAGUAAAAAUAAUUCGCUACAUAGAAGUCCUGUGCCAGAAUUCUUUGUUCUUGGCAGUGCUCUAGGACCUGAAGGUGAUGGUUCAUUCCAAGAACCUGUUGUCUCUGAGGAAUCCACUGAGAACUGGCACCAAUGCUUUUUAGUACUGUGUUUAUGUGACGAGUUGUUAAAGCAUGUAUCUUUUUUACAUAUUCUUUUUUUUUUCAAAUUAAAGUGUAUAAAAACUUCAAAAUCUUGCCUUAAGCUGUUUUAAUUCUUUUCUAGGAUUCAUGAAUUGUGGCAUUUAAAAAUUCACUUUUGAUAAUUUAAAAAAAAAAACACUGAAGCCCUGCUAUUAAAAUACACAUUUACUUACAUGCUACUUACUAGCAGUGCAAAUAUGGAUGUGAUUACUGGUGUCAUCUGUAAGAACCAAAUGCUUUAAUUAUAUCAGCAUAGUGAAGAUGUAUAAUAUUUUUAUUAAUACUUGGAAUAUAUUCAGUGGCUUGAAUGUGACUUCAUAACUAUACUACAAUUAUAUUAAAAUAUUUCUGAAAUAAAGAACUCAAUCU